AUCAAUAGCUCUCAAAAUAACAGGAUCACAAUAUGCAGAAUCAAAAAUUCACUCCGUAGAAAUGUUUCCGAUUCAUCAAAAUGCGGAAGAAUAAAUCGGAGCUAUAUUAUUCGUGUUUACUACUCUUACUUGCAUUUUGGUCAUCAACAGAUGCCGAUAUUACCACCACAGAUGAAACAUCUACACUAACAAGUGCUAUCAAUCAAACUAUAGAAUCAACCUUAAGUUCCACCACAGAGACAAUAACAACAACAACUAAGGGACCUAACAGGACAGACUGGAGUCAUAUUACAAAGUGCCCUAGUAACGUACAGUGCAACUUACUUGGUCCUGAUUGCAUAGAAUGUCCAGGUUACACCAUAAAUUGUAUAUAUGGAGAUGAGGUUGCUGUCACCUGUACUGCUAAGCCUGGCUUGAACUGCACUGGACCAGAGCAAUUUGAGAAGAGACCCAUAUGCAGAUUCUGCUACCAGACAGAACCAUGGGAACAUACUUGUACAGACACUACCAACUGUAAAGUUGUCAAUACAACACGCACCAGCAACCCUAGGGGUGUCUAUAUAUCUAACUGCACAGUCAAACAACACAUUUUAUGUUUAGGUCACAGAACUUUUAAGAAAAGAAGAAAAUGCAACUGGACCUCAGGGUAUAGAUGGUCAACAACUUUAAUUCUCAGUGUAACUCUUGGAGGAUUUGGAGCGGAUCGUUUCUAUCUUGGCCAAUGGAGAGAAGGAAUAGGGAAGCUAUUCAGUUUUGGUGGUCUUGGCGUAUGGACAUUAGUUGAUGUUAUCCUGGUUGCAGUGGGAUAUGUUGGACCACAUGAUGGAACAUUGUACAUCUAUUAGGCUUUCACUCUGGUACACGUUCUAUAUGACACAGAAAUAAACUACUAGGAUACUAGAUAGUGGG
This is a messenger RNA of Owenia fusiformis, 909 nucleotides long. The record is from the annotation of a GenBank genome assembly. NCBI's taxonomy places the organism in Eukaryota, Metazoa, Annelida, Polychaeta, Sabellida, Oweniidae.